This is a messenger RNA of Linderina pennispora, 918 nucleotides long. Its product is annotated as Ecm4 cytoplasmic glutathione S-transferase. The transcript has 2 exons. Gene Ontology annotation, molecular function: glutathione transferase activity. Bases 1 to 918 code for a protein of 305 amino acids. The record is from RefSeq and is a predicted model, not a curated record. NCBI's taxonomy places the organism in Eukaryota, Fungi, Kickxellomycota, Kickxellomycetes, Kickxellales, Kickxellaceae. Gene Ontology annotation, cellular component: cytoplasm.
AUGAACACCAGCGACAAGCACUUCAAGUGGGCGCAAAAGGACGGCGAGUUCCGGCGGCAAGUGUCGAGCUUCCGCAGCUUUGUCUCUGCGGACCCGGAGGCCGAGUUUGCAGCCGAGCCCCACCGCUACCAUCUGUACGUCAGCUAUGCGUGCCCGUGGGCGCACCGCACGCUCUUGGUGCGCAACCUGAAGGGCCUGCAGGACAUCAUCGGGGUGUCAGUGGUGCAUUAUCUGCUGACGCCCGAGAGCUGGCACUUUGCGUCGCCCGACGAGUGCCCUGGAGCCACCCUGGACGAUGUGAAUGGCGCCAAGAACAUGCGCGAACUGUAUCUGAAGGCCAACCCCGAGUAUACGGCGCGGUUCACGGUGCCUGUGCUGUGGGACAAGAAGAACCAGACCAUUGUGAGCAACGAGAGCUCCGAGAUCAUCCGCAUGUUCAACUCGGCCUUUGACGAGUUCGUGGAGCCGCAGUACCGCGGCGUGGACUUUUAUCCGGAUGAGCUGCGCGCCGAGAUCGAUGCCACCAACGAGUGGGUGUACGAUACGAUCAAUAACGGUGUCUACAAGUCCGGGUUCGCCACCCAGCAGGAUGUCUAUGAGAAGCACUGCAGGGCGCUGUUUGCAUCGCUGGACCGCGUCGAGGAUAUCCUGGCCAAGAACGAGUUCCUGGUGGGCGGCAGGCUGACCGAGGCGGAUAUCAGGCUGUUCACGACCAUCCUGCGGUUCGACCCUGUCUACCACGGCCACUUCAAGACCAACCUGAAGCAGAUCGAGACCUGGGAGACUGUCAACAUGGAGCACAUCAAGCGCCACUACUACAUGAGCCACACCCAGAUCAACCCGACCCAGGUCGUGCCCCUCAGCAACGGCCCCGAUCUGGCAUCGCCGGUUGUCAAGCCCUCGGCCAAGCCGUACUAG